Molecule: messenger RNA, 1008 nt
Organism: Onychostruthus taczanowskii (white-rumped snowfinch)
Lineage: Eukaryota; Metazoa; Chordata; Aves; Passeriformes; Passeridae
Gene: ZDHHC21
Product: zinc finger DHHC-type palmitoyltransferase 21
Exons: 9
Coding region: 171-968 (265 amino acids)
Biological process (GO): protein targeting to membrane; peptidyl-L-cysteine S-palmitoylation
Cellular component (GO): endoplasmic reticulum; Golgi apparatus
Molecular function (GO): protein-cysteine S-palmitoyltransferase activity
Source: RefSeq, a predicted model, not a curated record
CGCACGCGCGGCUGGAGCGGCGGAAGCCCACGGAGAUACAGAAGACAGAUGAAAAAUCACCCUGUCUUGAGAGUGAGGCCUGUAUUUGUGUAGUUCUCGCUUAAUUCUGGAUUUUGCCAUCCAAGGAUUAUCUUCCUCGGUCGUGGCAAUUUAUUAUCUGUUUCUGUUCAAUGGGGCAACGAAUUCACUUUGUGGUUGACCCUCAGGGUUGGUGCUGCAUGGGCCUAAUUAUCUUCAUCUGGCUGUACAAUACAAUCUUCAUUCCAAAGGUCAUCCUUUUUCCUCAUUAUGAAGAGGGAAAUAUUUCAGUUGUGUCAGUUUUUUGUUAUUACUUCUGCUCAUUGUUUUGUGUAGCUUCAUUAUUUAGAGCCUCAGUAGCAGAUCCAGGAAAACUACCUGAAAAUCCAAAGAUACCAAUUACAGAACGAGAACACUGGGAGUUAUGUAACAAAUGCAAUAUGAUGAGACCAAAGCGUUCACACCAUUGCAGUCGCUGUGGACAUUGUGUGAGGAGGAUGGAUCACCACUGUCCAUGGAUUAAUAAUUGUGUUGGUGAAGACAAUCACUGGCUGUUUUUACAGCUGUGUUUCUACACCCAGAUCCUUAGUUCCUAUACGCUGAUACUUGACUUCUGCCAUUACUACUACUUUUUGCCUCUGAAAAAAGACAACUGGGAUGUGUUUGUAUUUAGACACGAACUUGCUCUCCUAAGAAUAUCUGCCUUCAUGGGUCUAAUAAUAUUUGGCGGAAUAAGUCGACUCUUUUACACUCAGCUAAUGGGUAUUUUCACUGACACUACAAGUAUAGAAAAAAUGUCUAACUGUUGUGAAGACAUAUCGAGGCCCCGAAAGCCAUGGCAGCAGACCUUCUCAGAAGUUUUUGGCACUCACUGGAAGAUCCUGUGGUUUAUUCCUUUCAGGCAGCGGCAACCACUGCGAGUUCCCUACCACUUUGCCAAUCAUGUCUAAACAGAUGGAUGGUGGGCACAGAUGGUUCCUCCAUGCUGGA